This is a messenger RNA of Aphanomyces invadans, 704 nucleotides long. RefSeq lists its product as hypothetical. The record is from RefSeq and is a predicted model, not a curated record. The annotation marks the transcript as partial. The transcript has a single exon. Lineage: Eukaryota; Oomycota; Saprolegniomycetes; Saprolegniales; Verrucalvaceae.
GGGCGACACCGCCGGCACUUGCUCGACCUGCUGAAUCGGUCGGUGCGGUACGCCGCCCUCUCGACUACAACACGGUCAUACGAGGCUUUAACGCUGCAACCAAGCAGCAAAUUAAGGCCGCCUUUGUUCUGCCGUCUGCCGGUGCCAUCGAAGCGAUCCUGUUGGAGCUCGCCAAGCCCAAAAAGGAUCGCGCCGAUGUGCUCGGCCAAAUAGAUCUUUCUCGGCCAUACUCGCCUAAAGUGGCUAUGGCUCGCUUCAUCGUAGACACGGGCGAUGCACUAGCUGCGCAGUCGCACGAAGCGAUCAUGUCGUCGCUGUUUACAAGCACGCAAACCGAUGCCGUUAAGGCGCUCCUGCCUGAAUUCGUCCAAGUCACACGGCUUGGACGUGGUGGUAUUUUGUUUUCCGUAACGUCGUCGAGUGUGCGAAAGGCGCUUGGAGGACAAUACCUGUCCAUCCUCGGAAAACGAUACCGCAUCCCAGUACAGGAGGACCAUCCCCUGGACUCUCUUUGCUACAUGGAUGUCACCGGAAUUCGCGACAACUUUGACGCCACGCAAUUCUACCGCAAGUUGACCCUGCUUGGCGUCGACGUGGCAUAUCAAAGCCAUCGUGCGGUCAUCCCUAGAACUGGCUGUCAUACAAAUGCGUGGCGGGUGUAUUUCGCCGAGGUGUCGUGUGCGGCGUAUAUAACGUCUACUUAG